This is a messenger RNA of Brettanomyces nanus, 4044 nucleotides long. RefSeq lists its product as uncharacterized. The transcript has a single exon. Lineage: Eukaryota; Fungi; Ascomycota; Pichiomycetes; Pichiales; Pichiaceae. Bases 1 to 4044 code for a protein of 1347 amino acids. Gene Ontology annotation, molecular function: tRNA binding; protein binding. The record is from RefSeq and is a predicted model, not a curated record. Gene Ontology annotation, cellular component: elongator holoenzyme complex; cytosol. Gene Ontology annotation, biological process: tRNA wobble base 5-methoxycarbonylmethyl-2-thiouridinylation.
AUGAGAAACUUACGGAUUCUGCACAGGGGGAAUUUGAAUCCGAAAUCUCGUACCUAUCCUGAUUUAGGUGUUUUAACUGCUUCAUUUGAUGUCAUUACUGAUAGUAUAACGGUGGUUCUAGGUUCCAAAGAUGCAGAUCUGAUCGAGGUCCAACAAUUUCUCAAGGAUGGAUCCGUUAAACUUUUAGCGUCUUUUCCUGUUAAGCUCGAUGAUCCGCUUGUAUCCUUUGCACAUUUUUCAGAUCUCAGCCAGUUGGUUUGUGUGUUCAGAUCUGGUGAUCUUAUCACUGCAAGUUACUUGAAUAAUUUAACUGGAGAAGACCCUGAUCUCACCACUGUGGAGAUUGUUGGUUCCAUAGAUGCAGGAGUCUUGUGUGCUUCCUGGUCACCGGACGAAGAAUCACUUGCACAUCUAACCGGAGAAGGGAAUGUUGUCUUAUUAUCCAGAAUGUUCGAACCCAUUGCUGAGACCAAAUUACUGUCCGAAGACUUACAAAUGACCAGACAGGUUUCUCUUGGCUGGGGAAAAAAGGAGACACAGUUCAGAGGUAAGGGAGCCAGAGCAAAUGAUCGCCAGAGGUUGGCACUAAAGCAUGCUGGCUUAAACUUAGACAGUGAAACUGCCGUCUUACAUGAUCCUACUGUUAAAGAGGCUGUUUAUGGUACUAUGUCCCCAUACGAUAAUGCAGAGUCCUCAAAAAUCACGUGGCGUGGAGACUGUAAGUAUUUUGCAUUGAAUCGGGUUGAUCGGUUGCCUGAGGAUGAUCACACUAUGCGAAGAGUGGUAAGAGUGUUCUCUAGGGACGGUAAAUUGGAGUCUUCCUCUGAGCCUAUUGACGGCAUGGAAGGUAAUCUUUCUUGGAAGCCUCAAGGUGCCCACAUUGCAUCUACUCAAAGAAAUUUGGAAACAAAUGCCCUAAAUGUCAUUUUCCUUGAGCGAAAUGGUCUUCAGCAUGGCCACUUUGACACGAGGCUCGCCUGCCGUUCUGAGGAGGCUGAAGUCAUUGACAUCGACUGGUCUUCAAAUAGCGAAGUAAUGGCACUUCAGCUCAAGAACAGUGUCCAGAUUUGGACUACUAAAAAUUAUCAUUGGUAUUUAAAGCAAGAAUUGGUUACUCUUAACGGAGAAGCUGUCGAAUUUACCAGAUUCCAUCCUGAAAACCCGUUGAGAAUUAUGGUCGUGACUAGAACUACUGUUAGCGUUAUUGAUAUGGCUUACUGUAUUAUAAGUGGUCCUACUGCGUUGCCAUAUGAUGUUGGUAUGACCCUAGUUACCGAUGGUACUACCUGUAUGGCGACACCUUUGGCCAGGGCCCGUGUUCCUCCUCCUGCAUGUUUUAGGGAGGUCGACGUUGACGAAGUUAUAACUGAUAUGGCUGUUUCUCAAUCUAACGAACUUAUUGCCAUAAUAACUAAUGAGAACCUGUAUCUAGCUCACCUCUCCUUGGGUAAGGUUGUCUCUCCCUUGGAAAUUGUCCACAAGAUUCCCAAAUCAGUGUUCUGUGACAUAGAUACUGAUAUCCCCAGAGAGGUAGCCAUUGCUGGUAAUAGCACUGUAUGCAUUAUCUGUGAUUCGCAUGAAGCAGCAGGGUCUGUGUUAGUACAGAUUGAUAUUUCUCAAGCAGACUCUCUAAAGGUGGUAUCUUCUCAAACUUCUGAGCUGAGUGUGGUAUACGUGAACGCAGACUCUUCGUAUCAAACGAUCACCUACGAAACUAUUGAUGGCUCUGUGAGAUGUUUAACUGACGGGAACUCACUCAUUGGUAAAUUUCCACAACUUUGUUCAAACUAUGCUGUGGCAGAAGUCCUAAACGAUGUCACUGGGGAAUCUCAGUUAGUUUUAUUUGGCAUUACUCCCGCCGGAAAAAUGUUUGUGGGCAGUAGGCUACUACGCUCUGGUGUUACAUCGAUGCUCGUGACAGACUCUUUCUUGUUAUAUACCACUGCUCAACAUGAACUUGAGUUCAUGCAUUUGAAGCACAAUGAGUCAUUGUUGGAUGAAAGCAAACCGCUAGAGGUUGCUAACUUCAAAGCCGAGAUGACGACCUCUACUGACGAACCUAUUUAUGACGAGCGUGUGAGGAUGAUUGAGCGUGGCUCCUUGUUAGUUUCCGCUGUUCCAUCUGAAUCCUCUGUUACUUUUCAGGCCCCCAGAGGUAAUUUGGAGACAGUAUACCCACGAAUAAUGGUGCUCAGUGGUGUGAGAAAUGAUAUCAAGAAUAAGCGUUAUAGAGCGGCCUUCAUGACUUGUAGGACGCACAGGAUCGCUUUGGAUAUUUUGCACGACUACGACCCCGAGCUGUUCUUCUCUAAUAUUGAACAUUUCGUUGACGAAUUGGGUAAGGUGGAAUACCUGGACUUGUUUUUGUCUUGUUUGUUGGACGAGAAUGUGGCAGAGACAAAGUACAAAGAGACCGAUGCAAACGAGAAGAAGGAAAUUGUGGAUGCACAAAUGCUGGAGUAUCAACAGCAGCAGCAGCUUACUGAAGGUAUAAAGGGUAUUACUAUUCAUAAAAAAGAACCGGAUAUUAGUGAGAAGAUCCAGAAGAUCUGUGAUGCCAUUUUGAGAGUUUUAUCAACCCCAAAAUAUAAGGAGGACUACUUGCAGUCAAUAAUUACUGCGUAUGCAUGUCAGAAACCUCCAAAGACUGAGGAUGCCUUACAUUUGAUUGGUUCGCUUGGAGACAGCAGUGUGAUUGAAAAGUGUGUUCAGCACCUUUGUUUUUUGUUGGACGUUAACAUGUUAUACAAUGUUGCUCUCAGUAUAUACGAUAUUCCCUUGGCCUUGGUAGUUGCACAGCAGUCUCAAAAAGAUCCAAAGGAGUAUUUGCCGUUCUUGCAGAAAUUGCAUGUUCAGACAGAUGAGAGAAAGCGGUUUAUGGUUGAUACUCACCUUAAAAAUUAUGAAAAGGCUCUUGAUUCGUUGACUGAGAUCACGCCACAGCAAGACGAAGGUAUAGAGAAGGAAAUUUCGGAGUAUAUUGUGGAUCGUCAAUUGUACAAGCAUGCAUUGCAUAUCUACAGAUACAGUCCCGAUAAGUUUGACCAUGUCUUGAAGUCCUAUGCUGAUUUUCUUCAUUCUUCCCAGAAGUAUUAUGAGGCUGCAUUGGCUUUCGAUAAGUUAGGGCAGCAUAAGUCCGCGUUGGAUGAUUACGUUAUGGGUAAGAAGUGGAGAGAAGCUCUUUCUAUUGCAUUACGUUCCGAGUUCAAAGAGCAAGAAUUGGAUGAGGUGGCAAAUAAGUUGGUGUUAAUGCUUACUGAGACUCAUGAAUAUGCUUCUGCAGCUUACAUCGAGUUCAAGUAUCUUGGAGACAUUGAGGAAGCUCUUAGAUUGUACUGCAAAGAUUAUGAGUUCGAGCAUGCCAUUAUGAUGUGUUAUGAAGAGGAGAAAAUGGAAUUAAUCAGAGAUAUUGUGGAUCCUGCGCUAGGCGAACAGUUUGGUGUUAUUGCCGAGCUAUUUGCAGAUUGUAGCAGUCAGGUUCAUGCACAGUUGAAAAGGUUGAGAGAGUUGAGAGAAAAGAAGCAGAGUGAUCCGUUCGCAUUCUAUAACGGCAACGCUGAGAAUGCCGAAAAUUCUGAUAACGUCUCUGUUGCAGCUACGGAAUCGACGCUCCGAUCUUCGAUAUUCACCCGAUACACUGGUAAGUCAUCAAGUACUGCUAAGACCGGAGCUUCAAGAAGAACAACCAAGAAUAGAAGGAGAGAGGAGAGAAAGAGAGCGCGUGGUAAGAAGGGUACAAUCUACGAAGAGGAAUAUUUGAUUAGAUCUACGGGCAGACUGGUUGACCGCUUAAAUAUGAAUAUGGAAGAUACCGAAAAGUUGGUUGCAGGUCUUGUAAGAAGAAGCAUGAUGGAGCAGGCUCAUCAAAUCCAAAGCAGUUUUAUAGAGCUUUUGGAGUUUGUUAAGGACCAUUUAGAAGAAAUCUAUCAUAUGAGUGACAAAGACCGCGAAAGAAUCGAUGAUAGAGGCAUAAUGUAUCUUAUUCCUGAGUUCCCCGUUCCCAAGUUGAAGGAAUUCGACAAUAGAGAGAUCUUGGAGUACUAA